Molecule: messenger RNA, 1425 nt
Organism: Saccharomyces mikatae IFO 1815
Lineage: Eukaryota; Fungi; Ascomycota; Saccharomycetes; Saccharomycetales; Saccharomycetaceae
Gene: TMS1
Product: Tms1p
Exons: 1
Coding region: 1-1425 (474 amino acids)
Cellular component (GO): membrane
Source: RefSeq, a predicted model, not a curated record
AUGGGUGCCGUAAUUUCUUUGCCGGUUAGUAUGGCCGGCUCCUUCGUGGCGUCCUGCUUUGGAGGCUGCUGCUCAAACUUAAUGUCCAAGGCAGCAUCUUCAUUAGGGUCUUCCUCCCUGGGGACAAGACUUCUCUACGCCGUUUGGCUUUUAAUUAAUUCAUUGAUAUCAUGGAUAUCAUAUUCGGCGAACAAAUCUAUUCUCUGGCCGGGGAAGACAUGCACUGGGACCGGAGAAUGUGGGUUCUUCACAGUUCAUAGAUUAAAUUUUGCAUUAGGAUGCUUGCAUUUGAUAUUAGCGUCUGUACUAACGGGAGUGAAGUCAACUAAUGAUAUGAGAGCUGCAUUCCAAAAUUCAUGGUGGAGUUUGAAGUUUAUAUUGUAUUUAUGUCUCAUCGUUCUUUCAUUUGUUAUCCCAAACGACUUUUAUAUCUUCUUUUCCAAAUGGGUAUCAGUUCCUAGUGGAGCAAUUUUCAUCCUGGUUGGGCUUAUAUUGUUAGUGGACUUUGCUCAUGAAUGGGCAGAAACAUGUAUUAGUCACGUUGAGUCUGAAGAUGAAGACUCCUCAUUUUGGCAACGGUUUUUGGUUUUAGGAACAACUUCCAUGUACACUGCAUCGAUCAUCAUGACUGUCGUUAUGUAUAUUAUGUUUUGUCACCAGCAGUGUAACAUGAAUCAAACAGCCGUGACAGUUAAUUUGGUAUUAACUGUUAUAACGCUUGUUUUAUCGGUGAAUCCUAAGAUCCAGGAGGCCAACCCUAAAAGUGGGUUGGCACAAAGUAGUAUGGUUUCUGUUUACUGUACUUAUUUAACGAUGAGUGCCAUGUCUUCUGAACCGGAUGACAAAAUGUGUAACCCAUUAGUUAGAUCUAGUGGUACCCGUAAGUUUAGCAUUAUAUUGGGCUCAUUAUUUACUUUUAUUGCUAUUGCUUAUACAACAACAAGAGCGGCUGCUAAUAGUGCAUUUCAAGGCACUAAUACGAAUGGUGCUAUAUAUCUCGGAAACGAUAUCGAGUAUGAGGGAUUGGGUGGUCAGACAAGAAAUCAGUUAAGGUAUGAGGCCAUUAAGCAAGCUGUGGAAGAAGGAUCUUUACCAGAAAGUGCUUUAUAUGAUACGGCCUGGUUAGGAACACCUACCUCUGCUUCAGGCGCUAUAGGUAGCCAAAAUGAUGAUGAAAGAACUGGUACUAAGUACAAUUACACUUUAUUUCACAUCAUAUUUUUUUUGGCAACCCAGUGGAUUGCUAUUUUACUAACAAUCAACGUUACUCAGGAUGAUGUAGGGGAUUUUAUACCGGUGGGAAGAACAUAUUUCUAUUCUUGGGUUAAGAUUGUCAGCGCAUGGAUAUGUUACGCACUUUACGGCUGGACAGUAGUAGCGCCAGCCAUCAUGCCCGACAGAUUCGAUUACGAAAAUUACUACUAA